AAGAAGAUCGCCUUUACUGUGUUAUAAAUAUGCCAUGAAACUUGUUUGGCGUAAUACACAUUGUUUACCAAAUACAAUGACUACAAUAACUAAAGGGAAAAUAUUUUCAGAAGACUGCAGUGGCAGGUACUUCCAGCUCAAGUAGAGAUAGUUGUCCACCAGCUUAAUAUCUGUUUAAGUUUGGCAGUUCAAUACAGUAUCGAGGGGUAUUGAAGCCGUCUCAUACAGCUGGGAGUCGACUUUUAAAACUUCCGGACACUGGUGAAGAUCCACCUUAUCAGUUGAAGUUAGAAGGUGAAUACGCACCUGAUCAGAUGGAGUUCGAAGGUAAAGAUCCACCUGAACAGGUGAAGUUAGAGGGUGAAGAUCCACCUGAACAGAUGAAGUUAGAGGGUGAAGAUCCACCUGAACAGAUGAAGUUAGAAGGUGAAGAUCCACCUGAACAGAUGAAGUUAGAAGGUGAAGAUCCACCUGAACAGAUGAAGUUAGAAGGUGAAGAUCCACCUAGACAGGUGGAGUUAGAAGGUGAAGAUCCACCUGAACAGUUGAAUUUAGAAGAUCCACCUGAACAGAUGAAGUUAGAAGAUCCACCUGAACAGAUGAAGUUAGAAGGUGAAGAUCCACCUGAACAGAUGAAGUUAGAAGGUGAAGAUCCACCUGAACAGUUGAAGUUAGAAGAUCCACCUGAACAGAUGAAGUUAGAAGAUCCACCUGAACAGAUGAAGUUAGAGGGUGAAGAUCCACCUGAACAGAUGAAGUUAGAAGGUGAAGAUCCACCUGAACAGAUGAAGUUAGAGGGUGAAGAUCCACCUGAACAGAUGAAGUUAGAAGGUGAAGAUCCACCUGAACAGGUGAAGUUAGAAGGUGAAGAUCCACCUAGACAGGUGGAGUUAGAAGGUGAAGAUCCACCUGAACAGAUGAAGUUAGAGGGUGAAGAUCCACCUGAACAGAUGAAGUUAGAAGGUGAAGAUCCACCUGAACAGAUGAAGUUAGAGGGUGAAGAUCCACCUGAACAGAUGAAGUUAGAAGGUGAAGAUCCACCUGAACAGAUGAAGUUAGAAGGUGAAGAUCCACCUAGACAGGUGGAGUUAGAAGGUGAAGAUCCACCGGGAGAAAUGAAGUUAGACGAGGCCGAGCUUGCCCCAGAUAUUGCCGAGAUCUCCCCAGAUAUUGCCGAGAUCUUCCCAGAUAUUGCCGAGAUCUCCCCAGACAUUGCCGCGAUCUCCCCAGAUAUUGCCGAGAUCUCCCCAGAUAUUGCCGAGAUCUCCCCAGAUAUUGCCGAGGUUCAGAUGAUACCAGAGGAGGAGGAACGUUCGGACACUGAUAAGUCGUGUGAUGAGCCUGGUCACGUGAUGAGGGAGGGUGACAGCUCGCUGGGCGAUCAGCUGACCAGUGUGCGUAUGAGCAGAAGAACCAGUAUCACGUGGCUGAAAUGGCUUUUUGUCAUAAGCUUUGUUGUGCAGUUUUCGGGUGAGUUGGGAUUACUGUGGUCAUCAAAUAGUGACGUCACCUUCCUGGUGGUCAAAUGUUCAUCACCUUCGUGGUGA
Molecule: messenger RNA, 1547 nt
Organism: Physella acuta
Lineage: Eukaryota; Metazoa; Mollusca; Gastropoda; Physidae
Product: fibrous sheath CABYR-binding protein
Source: RefSeq, a predicted model, not a curated record